AUGAGCAGCAAGGAGAACGCGGCGUUCAAGCCUGCCGGAGGUGAAUUAUCGACGGAGCAGCGGGCUCGAAUUUCCAAUAGUUAUAGAGCCGCCAAGGCACUCUUAGCCCGCAAACGCCCCAAGCUCGAGCCCAGCACCCUAUCCGGUCCCCUUUUAACCAAUCAUAAGCCUGGAGAUGAGAAGGAAAGUUCAGUUGAUGGAAAUAAGAGGCUGCCUCUUUCUGAAAUUUGUACAAACUUACCAUUCCCAGUUUCGUUACAGGGUUGCAAGUUGUCCAAUAGGAAUGUCGACCUUCCAAAAAAUGGAGUUAAGAAUGAAAUACUUCAAAUUCCCGUCAGGCAAUCUGGAUGCAGUAGCCCCGGAUCAUGUUUAGGAAAUGUGUCUAGCAGUGAUACCAAAUUGGUUACAAAUAGUUAUUCAAUACAACCUCCAGACUUUCUUGAUGAGAGGGAAUCUAUCUUGAUAUGUAGCUUGGAUGAUGAUUUUGAUGAGUCAAUUUUCGAACAAAUUGAUGCUCUCUGUGAACAAAAAUCAUCUGGCAAUUGUGAAAGAGGGGAUGUUCCAUUGGCCACCAUUGGAAAUGAGAUUGUUAAGAGUUGUGAGGAGGAUAGUCCCAUCACUAACAGUGAUGGUAAAGACGGAACGUUUAAAUCUGAAGAAGAUUCCAAAAUUUCUGAUGGAGGAGUACGUGGAAUCCAAGGAUUGGAUAAAUCAAAAAAUCCAGGAGCCAAAAGCAUGCCUGAGGAGUAUGCAAAGUAUAUCCAGUCUCUGAAUGAUAAGCAGCAGGAAGCAGCAUGCUGUGACAUUUCAGUUCCCUUAGUUAUUGUUGCUGGACCAGGAAGCGGGAAGACAUCCACCAUGGUUGGACGCAUUUUAAUGCUUUUACAUGAGGGUAUCAGCCCAUCCAAUGUUCUGGCAAUGACGUUCACCACAGCUGCGGCAGCUGAAAUGCGUGAGAGGAUAGGAGCAGUUGCUGGCAAAGCAGCAGCGAAGGAGCUUACCAUCAGCACAUUUCACUCAUUCUCUCUACAGCUUUGUCGCUUGCAUGCUGAUAAGUUAGGGCGUACUCCUGAAUUUUUGAUCUAUGGGCAUGGGCAACAGAGAAAGGCUGUCAUAGAGGCUGUCCGCCUGUUGGAGGAUGGAAAGAGAUGCACCAAUAAUGAGCUUUGCAAAUUUUCUGAGUUGUCUGAUAUUAAUUCUCCGAAGCAUUUCAAAGAGAAGUCCAAGAAAUGGCUUAAAUUUGUAACUCAGGCUAAAGCUGCUGGAAGGUCACCAGAGGAUUUUUGUAAAAUGGGUGAUGAGACAGGAGCAACUAUUCUUCAGAACUACAAUGAUAUAUUAAAAUCUUGCAAUGCCUUGGAUUAUCAUGACUUUAUUAGCUGCUCUGUUAAGCUACUGACUGAUUUUCCAGAAGUUCUUGCGGACUGUCAAGAAUCUUGGAAAGCAAUAGUGAUUGAUGAGUUUCAGGACACAAGUGCAAUGCAAUAUGGCUUGCUGCAUAUUCUAGCAUCGCAUAAACGCAUAACUAUUGUUGGUGAUGAAGAUCAGUCAAUUUUCAGUUUCAACGGUGCUGAUGUUUGUGGUUUUGAUUCAUUUAGGAAAGAUUUUCCGAUGUACAAAGAGGUCAGGCUAAACAAAAAUUACAGGUCCACACGCUGUAUAGUUGAAGCUGCAUCUUUUCUUAUACGAAAUAAUUCCAAGCGAUGCAUCUCAAAGAAUGUAGUGACUGAUAAUUCUUCUGGAUCAAAGAUAACCAUUAAGGAAUGUUCCAACGAAGAAGCAGAGUGUGCGUUUGUGGUUGAUAAAAUAUUCAGAAUUGCAUCAGAUGGUUUAUCUGACCAAAGGUGCUCCUAUGGCAACAUUGCCGUUCUCUACCGGAGGCAGGUAACAGGGAAACUAUUUCAAACGGCAUUUCGUGAUAGAAAGAUUCCCUUCAACAUUCAUGGUGUGGCUUUCUAUCGCAAAAAGGUAGUCCGAGCCAUUAUUGCUAUGUUGAGUACGGCAUUGCCUGGUUGUGAUGAUGGCCCAUUUCGCCGAGUGUUUAAGGCUUUACUUCCUUUUGAUAAAGAAGAAAUAAAGAAGGUAAUCCAACACAUUGACAAAGUUUCAACUGUACGGAAAUGCAAGUUUAUUUCAGCAGCAUCUGACAUAUUUAGUGCAAAAAUAUCUGGAACCUUUAGGAGGAGUCAGCUGACGCAAGGACGAAAGGUGUUGCACACUCUGGACAUUAUAUCAAAAUUUGUUUGCAGGGAACAUUCAAUUUCGGCUGUUAUCACAUCCGUGGCAAACAUGAUACCUCAGAAAUAUCUUCUUGAACAACGAGCAGUUCUUGAUGUUGAUGGUGGAAAGCUUCUGAAUGAAGAUAAUGAUCUACGUCCUGUAUUGCAGUAUCUAUUGGAUGAUGUUUCCUCGUUCCUGAUAACCGUACACAACGUUCAGAAAUCAGGCACUGAAAGUGUGAUGCAAGAGAAAGGUUGCAUGACUGCACUUCAGGCAUUUAUUGACUAUAUUUCUGAACGGGAAAGAGAAAAUUUUCGGUCAAGAAAGCAUGACAAUCAAAACUCAGUUACUCUUACUACAAUCCAUCAGUCAAAAGGUUUAGAGUGGGACACAGUUUUCAUUGUGAAGGCAAACGAAACUGAGAUUCCACUGUUGCAUGAACACAACGGUUUUCUUAAUGAGAAUGGUACCUCAAUUGAGGAAGAGAGGCGCUUGUUAUAUGUUGCGAUGACUCGUGCGCGCAAAAAACUCUUCGUGCUUUAUGUACUUGCAGAUUCUAAUUGGCAGGUUCUUCAACCAUCACGAUUCCUUCGAGAAAUUCCACAUCACCUAGUGGAGACUGAGGGCGAUCUGAUCUCGGUGAGUACAGAUAAAAUUUACCCACCAACUGAGCAAGAAGAUCUCCAGGAUUGUGUCAGUUUCAGAACAGAAUCUGCUGAAAAUAAUGAAUUGCUGCUAGCGGCCAUUGACAAUGCAUGCAGUGAAACAUCCAAAAAAUCUAGUGAACCUGAAAACUGCAACUCUAGCAACUUUUUGAAAAGGUUUUGUUCAGAGGACCGAGCUGUUGUUUCUCAUCUAUUCCAUCAAUGGGCCAAAAAACCUGCAUUUCAUGACCCAAAGAGAUUACUUAACAAGGUUGCUUUUGUCAUAGAUGAGCGUCUGCGGGCCAAAAAAUGUACACACAAGGAUGUUUUGCGCGAGUUGAAGACUUGUUUAUCAUCCGAGGAGGCUUACCAUUUUGCAGUAUCUGUUCUGAAAUGGGAGCAAAUUCCAGCAGAAAAGCGAGCUCAUUUAAUGAGAGAGAAACAGGAACAUUUCCAGAAAUUAAGAAUUGAAAGUGCAAUGAGUUCAUCAGAACCAACUCCCAAACAGGUUGCAUAUCUGCAGAGUCUUGGGUGCACUACGGUACCUACGUCACGACUGCAUGCUUCUCGUCUCAUCGAGGAAUAUAAAUCAUUAUGA
Striga hermonthica is the source of this 3462-nucleotide messenger RNA. NCBI's taxonomy places the organism in Eukaryota, Viridiplantae, Streptophyta, Magnoliopsida, Lamiales, Orobanchaceae. The record is from the annotation of a GenBank genome assembly.